AUGCAGCUCACCCAACCCACGGCAGCCAAGCUGCUGAUGCUCUGGGCAUCUCUGUGCUCGGCGGCGCCUCACUUUGACAGCCCGCGGGAGCGUCUGCUUAGGGGCAUGGACAUACCCGCGAGCUACCGCAAGAAGAGUGUUUUCGCCGACUCCUCCAACACGAAGAACCCGUACACGCCUGGGUUCCGUGACCCCAACGAUGGCGCCGUCGACUCGGUCGGCGAAGGCCUUGACCCGCUCCCAUACCGCAACGGACUGGGCGCUUCAGUCCUGGGUCCCUGGAACCAGGAGCGCUCGCGCCAGAACCCGGACCUGGUGCGCCCGCCGUCGACGGACCACGGUAACAUGCCCAACAUGCGAUGGAGCUUUGCCGAUUCGCAUAUUCGUAUUGAGGAAGGCGGAUGGACGCGCCAAACAACCGUCCGCGAGCUGUCUACCAGCGUCGAGCUUGCUGGCGUUAACAUGCGUCUCGGUGAGGGCGUUAUCCGCGAGCUUCACUGGCACAAGGAGGCCGAGUGGGCAUACGUGCUCGACGGCGAGGUCCGCGUGACGGCGCUCGACUACGAGGGCGGCAACUUCAUUGCGGAUGUUGGCAAAGGUGAUUUGUGGUAUUUCCCAAGCGGUGUGCCUCAUUCGCUGCAAGGCCUGAGUCCCAAUGGCACCGAGUUCCUCCUCAUCUUUGACGACGGCAGCUUCUCCGAGGAGUCGACCUUUAUUCUGACUGACUGGCUAGCUCACACGCCCAAGUCCGUCAUCGCAGAGAACUUCCACCUCGAGCCCGAAAUCUUCAAGCACCUCCCCGAGGGCGAAAAAUACAUCUUCCAGGGCACCCUUCCCGGCUCCAUCGAGGAUGAGAGACCGACCGGCAAACACGCCAAGAAGUCCAAGUACAACUUCGUGCACAAGAUGCUGGCCCAGGAGCCUGAAAAGACCUCCGGCGGCGAGGUGCGCAUCACCGAUUCCAAGAACUUCCCCAUCUCCAAGACGGUGGCUGCUGCCCACCUCACCAUCCAGCCGGGUGCCCUCCGCGAGAUGCACUGGCACCCGAAUGCUGAUGAGUGGUCCUUCUUCAUCAAGGGCCGCGCCCGUGUUACCAUUUUCGCUGCCGAGGGUACUGCCCGUACCUUUGACUACGUCCCUGGUGACGUUGGUAUUGUGCCCAAGAACAUGGGUCACUUUGUUGAGAACAUUGGCGAUGAGCCUAUUGAGAUGCUUGAGAUUUUCAGGGCGGACGAGUUCCGUGACUUCUCCCUGUUCCAGUGGAUGGGCGAGACGCCGAAGAAGCUUGUCAUUGACCAUCUGUUCAAGGAUGACAAGGAGAAUGGCGAGAAGUUCUGGAAUGAGGUUAAGGAGGCGCAGAAGGAUCCCGUCACCAAGUACGAGAAGACUAACGUCAAGGCUGGAGGCUCGGUGCUCGAUGGAGCUAGCGACGAGUUGUAA
Messenger RNA from Colletotrichum truncatum, 1440 nucleotides. RefSeq names its product oxalate decarboxylase oxdc. The record is from RefSeq and is a predicted model, not a curated record. Lineage: Eukaryota; Fungi; Ascomycota; Sordariomycetes; Glomerellales; Glomerellaceae. Gene Ontology annotation, cellular component: outer membrane-bounded periplasmic space. Gene Ontology annotation, biological process: oxalate metabolic process.